Aspergillus bombycis is the source of this 1827-nucleotide messenger RNA. Its product is annotated as MFS transporter. Gene Ontology annotation, cellular component: membrane. The transcript has 13 exons. Bases 1 to 1827 code for a protein of 608 amino acids. Gene Ontology annotation, biological process: transmembrane transport. The record is from RefSeq and is a predicted model, not a curated record. Gene Ontology annotation, molecular function: myo-inositol:proton symporter activity. NCBI's taxonomy places the organism in Eukaryota, Fungi, Ascomycota, Eurotiomycetes, Eurotiales, Aspergillaceae.
AUGCGGGCCACCAACACAGCCAGGCGGCCUCGGAACCCGCUGCUGCUGAGAACACCAGACGAGCUCGAAGAAGACGUUCGCAAAUUCUAUGACCGGAACCACCUGCAAGACGUGAUCGACGUUGAGUUGCUGGUCAAAGGAGCACGCAUAGCACAGGAGCCGGAUAACCUAUACACCCUCGAAUUGACACCAGCCGAGUUCAAGGCGAUAAAGGAUGAAAAGGAAUCAGGCUUUUGGCAGCAAAGUAAAGACCUCAAGGUGACCAUUCUAACGACAGCAUGUGCGGCAAUCACCCAAGGCUGGCAGCAGUCGACGAUCAAUGCGAGCUCAGGAGGUUGGAAGCAUGAUUUGCACCCCCAGGGUGAAGAUUGGACGCACCAACAUCUAUUAUUGGGUGGCUUUAUUGAUGCUGCGCCUUGGCUAUCAGGCAGUAUGAUUGGAACAUGGCUAAGUGAUCCCCUCCAAGAGGGUAAUUAUGGGAGGCGGCCAGCACUGUUCAUCUCAGCGGUGUUUUGUGCUGCUUGUGCACUAGGUACCGCUCGCUGUGUGACAUGGCAGCAGCUUCUGGCUUGUCGAGUGAUACUAGGUAUUGGGAUCGGUGCAAAGGCGUCAAUCGCCCCCGUCUUUGCCGCAGAGGCGGCGGUUGACCACCUACGAGGACGGUUAUUGAUGAUGUGGCAACUGUUCGAUACUUUUGGUGUAUUUAUUGGCUUCGCCUGCGACUGGAUUGUCGAUCGGCAAUGGCGGGUGCUCCUGGGGACAUCAUCGAUUCCUGCUCUUGUCCUCCUGUUCCUCGUCUUUCUGUGCCCCGAGUCCCCUCGGUUUCUUAUUCGGAAAGGAGAUUAUACCGGUGCAUUCGUGAGCCUCCGGCAGCUACGAGGCACGGACAUCCAGGCAGCGAGAGACCUGUAUUAUAUCCACAGUCAACUACAAGUCGAAACGGAAAUGUUUCAUGGAGAACGACCGCAGAACUGGUAUUGCCAAGAGAUAUACCAGGAGAAAGUGCGACAAACCAAUUUUCUGUGGCGGCUUGGGAAGCUCUUCAGCCAUCCACGCAACCAAAGAGCGUGUUUGGCUGCUUUCUUGGUCAUGGCGUCACAACAACUCUGUGGUAUCAACGUUCUUUCGUUUUACUCUUCUCGACUAUUCAAAGGUGCCACCAACCAGGAUAAGAACCCCGAUACGAAUGAUUCCCGGCAACCUGCGAAUAUAACCUGGCUGAACUUUGGAUUCGGCCUGGCGAACUUCCUGUUCACGAUUCCUGCGUAUCGAUACAUCGAUUGGCGUGGGCGUCGGCUUCUUCUCCUCAUCUCGCUAGCGGGAAUGUUCUUCAGUCUACUUGCCAUUGGAUUUUUCUUUCAAAUCGAAGCCGACAAGGUCAGACUAGCUCUGGUGUCGACUUUUGCCAUCGGCUUCUUCACGUUCUUUUAUGGUAUCGGCGCCGGACCAGUCCCGUUCACCUUCAGCGCUGAAGUCUUCCCACUUGCGUUUCGUGAGGUCGGCAUGAGCUUCAGCGUUAUGGUCAAUUUCCUGGGUCUCGGGCUUCUGGUACUAUUUGUACCCAAAUUGACCGAUGCUCUCGGAAAGUUUGGAGAAUCUAAGUUAUGUUUUCUAUUCACGGGACUCAACGCGCUGGCUUUUUUUCUCGUCUUCCUGUUCGUUCCCAGUGGCACUGCAAAAGUGGGCCUGGAAGAAAUGAACCAAAUAUUUAACACAGAAAUGUCCGUUCAUGUCAAGGAGCAUGUCGUUAGCCUUGGUAAUCUGUGUGGCCGGCGAAGAAUCGAAGAUGAACCGCAUCAUCUUCAGCAAAUUCCUGAUUAUGCUUAG